Messenger RNA from Pleuronectes platessa (European plaice), 6987 nucleotides. RefSeq names its product nudix (nucleoside diphosphate linked moiety X)-type motif 14 (gene nudt14). Gene Ontology annotation, molecular function: metal ion binding; UDP-sugar diphosphatase activity. Gene Ontology annotation, biological process: ribose phosphate metabolic process; nucleoside phosphate metabolic process. The transcript has 5 exons. The coding region runs from base 56 to 793 and encodes 245 amino acids. NCBI's taxonomy places the organism in Eukaryota, Metazoa, Chordata, Actinopteri, Pleuronectiformes, Pleuronectidae. The record is from RefSeq and is a predicted model, not a curated record.
UGAGCCACCACCACCACCACCGCCUCCACCUCCCCCGGAGCCCCGAGCGAGAACCAUGGAGGAGAUCAACAGCGUCGACGUGGGUCCGUGCGCGGAGUCCGAGUACCUGAAGCCGCUGCGGGUGCACUACAACCAGAAUGGCACAAAGAAGACCUGGGACUUCAUGCAAACCCAUGACAGUGUAUCAGUGCUGAUCUUCAACACCAGCUCUCAUUGUUUUGUCCUUGUCAAGCAGUUCCGUCCAGCCGUAUACAUGUGUGAGUGGGAAAGGAGCAAGAAGCAGCCGCCUCAGCCUGCUGACAAAGCCGAGGAGGGCGCUGCCGAAGCCGCGGCCCCCGAGUCUCCCCAGGAGGGCCAGUCGGCCUCGGAGGGGGAGAGCUCCUCUCAGUUGCCCCCGGCCUCAGCGGGGGUCACCUACGAGCUGUGUGCCGGGCUGGUGGACAAACCCGACCUCUCGCUGGAGGAGAUCGCCCGGCAAGAGGUGCUGGAGGAGUGUGGCUACGACGUACCUGCCGCCAAGCUGAAGAGGAUUACUUCUUACAGGUCAGGCGUCGGUGUAACGGGCGCCAAGCAGACCCUGUUUUACGCCGAGGUGUCCGACGACAACUGCGUGGGCCCGGGCGGAGGUGAGCCACGGGAGGGCGAGCUCAUCGAGGUGGUGAAGGUCCCGCUGCACGAGGCCAUGACGUUCGCCUACGACGAGCGUAUACCCAAAACCAUGGGCGUCAUUUUUAGCUUCAUCUGGUUCCACAAUAACAUGUCUCCCAAGUACAAGAUCUCAACUAACGUGUAACUAGUAUUUACAAAAACCCUUCUUUCAAAACAAUUAUUCCAAAAUUAAAUGAAACACUGGCCCAGCACAUCCAUUCUUCCCCCUUAUGGCUCUUUCUCCUGUGUUGCCUUUUUGCUGAGUGGCUCACGAUGGAGGGUGGGCCCCUCGUCGUGGGGCCGGCAGGUUUCUUUAAGUUUUGUCCCGUUUACCUUUUUCAAAUUUGAUGUGGUCUUAAAUCAUUUCCCUCAAAAAGAAACUUGCCAUAGCUGGUCGUCUCUGGCACUUUGUUUUUCACGUUUUUUUUUAUUUUUAUUCUAUGUAUGUUAAUUAUCUUACUUACUGUGCCAUCUGUUAAAAAAUGGCUGGAUAUCACUGAUUUCAUUUGCUUGCCCUUGAUUAGAGGAAUUCUCCACUGAUCUAAUUGAGGAUCUUGAAUGUGACCUUUAAAAAAAUCUGUUGCUGGCUGCGAGAAAAGAAUAUUAUCGUUCCUCGAACUCGACUCGGAGCAUUCCUGCAAAAACACAAUCACUGGGAAACUCUCACCUCACAUCUGAUAUCGUAAAUACAACUUUUCUGACUUUUUUUAAAUCAACAUGUCAGGGACCUUGAACACACCUCACAUGUUAUCUCACAGUGAACCAAUCACCACUCUGCGCUCUCUCACCGCCGGGUUAGUGGAAUCUUACAACGAUCUUGAUUUCGUGAACUCACCGAGGAUCAACAUGGAAAUUUCCUCUCCCACCAUCCACCCUGUACGAUGUGAACUUGGCAUCGAGCCACUCACCAGCCACGUGCCCCUGGUAACCUCCAGUCAGCUGACAUUUCUUAUUUAUUUUUUAUGGAGUCUUACUCAUGCUCAAACAUUUCAACCCAACCUGAAAGUUAGAAUCUAACAUUUAGAAUUUACAGCAUCAGCUUUUUCCACAUUGUUCUUAUCGCUAAUGCAAAAAAAAUAACAAACCAGUGGAGUAUUCCUUUAAGCCAUGAUCCAGUACUGCAAAGACUAUGCUGUUUAAUCAUGGGGCCUUGUAUCAACGGGGGGGUGGGGGGGGGAAAUCAGGCGCGUGUGUUUGUUAACCACCACUUGUUCAGGCAUGCCUCAAUUCAUUUAUCUAAUCCACAGCCUUUGAGCAAUACGUAUCACAGCACCCCCCCGGGCUGAACCAUCCCUCACAGCUCCUUCACAGCUCAGACAGAGCUUCUGCCUUCCUCUGCACCGAGGGCCGGACUCCCAGUGAGUCAUCGUAGUCCAGCACAAUCCUGAUCUGAGGCGUCCUGUACUAGGUUCGUCCAAGACAUGACACACAGAACUUUAUCUCACGUAUUCACGGUUAUAGGAUAAGGAAAUAAGCUACAGUGGGUUUUGGUUUUCAGGGGUUAUCUAGGGAAUAUCAGUCCAACCAAAAGAGGUGGUCUCAAAUUUUUUGGGGAUCGUUUGGACUUUAAAGAAAAGUCGUAGGAUUACCUUUCGUCUUUGCCUCCAACUAAAUAUUGUCAAGGACGUUCAUUUGGCUCAUUUGAACUAGUAUCGAGUAUUAGUUAUUGAUCCUGGUAGUAAUACUGUAAUGAUAUAACAGUGGGAACCUAGUUAACGAACUGAAUUUCUUCAUUCAUUUUGAUGAAUUGAUGUCAGACACAGGCCCGUCCACUAACCACUCGAUGUCAAGUGUAGGUAGACGCAGCCCACAGAUAUUUAAUGUGCUCCCUAAAUUCUGAUAUGAAACCCAAACUGAUCAGAUCAAUUAAAACAAUGUAAUAUAGACGUCAGGUGUGAAAAACUUCCUGAGAACCAGAUAUUUUGGCUCUAACGUGUCGGGGGGGAACAACCUGAAAAUCUCUCUGACAUCAAGUUAAGAUACCUUUUCAGUUUUUCUACCCUGUAGGACAUGUUGCUCUCUGAGAUACAGACACAGCCUGGAGGUUUGAACACAGCAGUGCAGAGUUUUAGAAGCAGUCACACCAUCUGACACAUUGCCUUGAACGAUAAUUCAUUCCGGAGUUCCAGUGCAGUACAUAUUGGGAAAUCGUCAUUUACACCAAAUCUCACAGAGUUGAUCUCCAACAGCAGUUUGUCUAAAAUCUCAGGUCCAAAUCAUCGAGCGUUUUUUUGGCCGUUCAGGGAAAAUCCUCUGAGCGCGACGAUGACCAGCAACUGAGGAUAUUAUCAUAUUUCCAAAAGUUACAAGGUUCUUACUCCUCUUACUGCCGUGUGUAUUAGUAUUUUUCUUCAUUCACAAAAAAGGGCUGGUACUUCAUCUAUGAUUUUAAAAAAACGUGACAAGACACAAAUUCCCCCCCCCCACCUCCUCGUUUUGUUAAAAAUAUGCAAGUACUGAAGCGGAGCUGUUUUUAGAAAAUCACUGCCCACCUAAAAAAACAACAACCCCCCCAUCUCAUUAUUUUUAGAUUUCUAGAGUCAGAUAGAAUUAGAAGUAGAAUAGAAGCACGCUGGCAGAUCUUGCCGGUGAUUCCACGUCUAACCAGGGUUCAGAUCUUCUUAUCGUGCACCAGCAGUUCAGUGGUUUGUACUGGGAGCUGUUUCAAAACUGACCUGCCUGAAUAACCUGGUGGUUUGGUGAAUUUAGUUAUUUUUUUUGUAAGUAUUUGUAAGGAUUCUAAGUGCAAUGUUUAUAACACCUUAAAAUCCCUAUACAGUGUUAAAACAAGUUCCAGUCCCCAAACUCACUGGUUUUUCUUUAUCUUCAACCACUGAGACCAUUAAGAAAUACUCAAGGUUGAUGUAAGAAUGAUUUAACUUCUUGUUUUUCUGGUUUUCGAGCCUGAGGAACAGCUGACAAUCAAACGCCAACACUUGUCUUCUGUUGCCCAUAGUACCUUGUGUGUUGUGUUUGUGGUUGUGUUCUUUCGUUGCGUUGUUGUGUGUUUGUUCUCGUCCGACUCUGCCUCGUUUCAUCUCUAUCUGGUGCCACUCGGGCUCUAAAUCGAUUGUUCUCAUCUGCACAAAUUAACUAAAUAUAUCAGAAAUGAAUCCACCAAACUAAAGAUGUUUGGUUUCACAGACCGGGGCAAAUAUUUGAGAAUGAAUUAUCACCCAAACUGUGUAGGAAUAUAUGCAUUCAACCCUUAAAGCCAUAUUAUCUCCCUCUACGGCCCAAUAAUUGAGUUUCUUAUCCAUCGGAGAUCUUUCCUCGAUGUAGGAUUUUCUAGUUUAACUGGAGCAGCUUGAAUUGUUUUUAUUCAUUAUUUUAUGUUCAUGUCUUUUUCAAAACAACUCUUGUUUGAUAAAUUGAUCCAUAUUCUCUCAGGAGUAAUGAGGUUUUCAAGCCUGUUGAAUAAAUGACGGUAUCAAGUGUGAAUUCUGAUCAAACUUUUCAAAUACUUUCAAACUACAGGAAUUAGAAGUUUAGAGUCGGGACACUUUGGAAAGAUGUGGAAAGCACCUUUGGAAAAUUAGACAAAUUCAUUUCAGGUUUAUUGUUUUUCUUUGGUUUAAUACUUUAAAAAGGUUUACACUCUAAUAUUCAGAAAACACCACUUUCCUCUAAUGGUCCAAUGAACAUUUACAUUGACAAAAAACCUUUAUAACACAAUCGAGGAAAGAAAAAAAUAUUUUUAACUACACCUCACAUCGUGAUAAUCAAUUUGUUUAAAUGUAUUUUUAUUGGGCAGCUUAUCCUCCUUCACCUUAAUUCAUCCACUUCCAUCCCUCUUUCCUUCUAACGCUGAUCUCAGUGGUUUGAUGACAGAUUUCCAAACGGUGCUCCCAGUUUUCCAUCGUCCUUGUUUGAGUUGUGACUAAUGAAAGUGGCCGCUUGUCUUUGGUUUGACUCUCGACUACCUGUCGCCCACACGUGAACACAUUUUACAGGUGUCAGCCAUAAUCAGUGCAGAGUUGACGGAGACAAAUCAAACCGUGUGUAUCGUGUAUAGAAAAGCGUUCCUUGGCUGAAAUGAGGGCGUCUGCAAACAAAAGCCAUUUUUACUUCUGAGGCCGGUGUGUAACUUUGUGCCUGUGAGUCGUGGAAAGCUGCCGGUUGACUUCUCCUCAGGAGCUGAAACGUUUGCUCAGUGGAACGUCGUCACAGAAUCGCGAGGCCGUGUUUCUCCUCCACGUUAACGACCUGCACCUGAAGGCAGCGGCCGACGCAGGUGCACGUCGGUCCACGCCUUUCCCCCCGCGCGAUCAUCCGAGGGUUCGAGUGCGAGGACGCACAGUAGCAUUAAUGAUUGACACAAGGAAAACAAAACAUCCAGUCCCAACGUCUGAUGUCGUUACUGAAGCUCGAUUGUUUUGACAGAAUUCGGUUGCCAAAAGAAACACAACUUGUGUGGCAGCGCGUCAGGCUCAGCCGGUUCCACCAGGACCUAUACAGAACAAAUAUAAGAUGGAAAUGUGGAUUUAAGUAUAGGUCUGUGUGUUUGUUUAAGUUCAAGCUGUGGAGUCGAGAUCUGCUUCAUCAGACCCGCAGUCUGUUUUGUACUCAAACUUUUUUUAUUACCUUCAUAAGCUACUUACAAGUGGCUGGUUAUGUUUUUUUUUAAUUAUUAUCAUCUUAUUCAGGUUCAAAUGUUUGUGUUCUUCUGCAUAAAAUACUAAAAUUUGAGUUAAUACCCAAACCCCAGACUGUCGUAGUGUUGAGUUCCAGACUCGUGGACGUCAGGAAUCGUGGCAGCGCUCACGGAGGAGUUAGAGGAAGAGUUCAACAUUUUGAGAAAUGCAAUAAUUCACCUUUUUGCAAAGAGUUGGCUGUUGAAACGGACACCGCCUCCUCGUUUGUACAGUAAAUAUGAAGCUAUAGGGACGUACCACUAAGCAAAGGGUUAAUACCACAUGAUACACGUUUGAGUCCCUACCAUGGGGCCCUUGGGCAAGUUAUACCCCACUUGGAUUAAUGAGCUUUAGAUUUUAGAGUUAAGCCGUUCAGACCUGGUGUUAACAUCUGUCCUGAGGGAUCCAAUCACAAGUUCAGGUGUGAACAUCCCUUGCUACAAAUUAUAUGGACAUAGAUAUCGAUAUUGAAAACGUUGAACUUUUCCUUUUCCCCUCUGUGACGAGAUGAACUCUCCCACUGCGACAAAACUAAAAGCACCUUUGCCAGUUCAGAGUGAAGUGGUCCGACUGGCCGUGUGUUAGAUAUCAAGGCGGUUUAUCAUUUGAGGUAAGGAAUUGGUCGUCUGACUCUUUCUUACCUUGUGCUGGAUUUGGAUCAUUAACCCAGAAUCCGACAGCUCUACCUCCACCACUUGUGUGUGUGUUUGUGUGUGUCUGUGUGUGUGCGUUCGCUUUCUACUGAAGCAUCGACAUAUCAAAUUCCCAACGCUCACUGGUUCUCUGUGACAGAAAACCAGAUCCAUCAGUACCACGUGUUUUUCUACACGUUCCCCUCACGGCGCUGCUGUACUCGCUUUUUCUUUUUCAACUGUGAUUGUUUUUUUCGUUAAUGGUUUGGGCGCCGUUCGACAAUUUCUUACUGUACCCUCCAGCGAUCAAGAGCUGAACCACGAUUCAUCAUUUUUUAAAUGUCGGGUUAUUCAAAGGUGCUAUGUGUAGUUAAUCUGUAUUUAAAGAAGCUGUAUUAUCCUGUUACAUUGAUAUCGGACCAAGGAUGUGACGGUUCCCGGGUUCCUCUGGCGAUCGGCUCAGUUUGUGAUUCUGUGCUCAUGAAAUCCUGGAGAAAGGCACUUUUGAUUUUUUUUUUUGGGGAUGAAGUCCGCUCACGUUUGCUUCUUCACUUGCAGACCGGUAGUUGGAAUAUUCAGAAGCAUCAAUUAUAAGAUUUGCUGCUAUGAGGCAAAGAUGACGUGUAUCUCAUUCGAUUCAUAUUUUAGUGAAAACACACACGAUACCUUUAAUCGAAAGAAGUACGAUUAGUUUCUUUUCAUCGUGAAGAGAUUUGUCCAAUUGUGAUUUUAUUUUUUUUAUUUUCUUUAUGGUGUCUUACUCUGAAUUUGUGUUUUUAAAAGAAAAAUAUUUUCUGGAGGAAAAAAAAAAAAGUACAAACACGAACAUUUCUGAAUUUCUCAUGUAUUUUAAGCUUUAUUAAAAGUGUAUACUCAUUGUGGGCAGUGAUUUCAGUAAGGUUUGGAUUUUGUUAAUUUAUUACCUUAAUGUUGAAAUGUUUAACUUUUAAAACAUGACACUUGGUACAAACAUACAGUAUAUAUUUAAAUAUGAUACUUUGCAUGUGCACUAACUGUCUUGGAUGACAUUGCAUUAAGUUGAAAUAAAAUGGGUUUGAUGCCCAAAACGUCAA